Messenger RNA from Gavialis gangeticus (Gharial), 1894 nucleotides. RefSeq names its product BarH like homeobox 2 (gene BARHL2). The transcript is spliced from 4 exons. NCBI's taxonomy places the organism in Eukaryota, Metazoa, Chordata, Crocodylia, Gavialidae. The record is from RefSeq and is a predicted model, not a curated record. Bases 110 to 1234 code for a protein of 374 amino acids. Gene Ontology annotation, biological process: regulation of transcription by RNA polymerase II. Gene Ontology annotation, molecular function: DNA-binding transcription factor activity, RNA polymerase II-specific; RNA polymerase II transcription regulatory region sequence-specific DNA binding. Gene Ontology annotation, cellular component: nucleus.
GCACUGACACCCUCGUUGCGCUUUUAUUUAUCGAUCCGCGUUGGCCGGGGCUGCUCUUCGGCCGCGCAGGGAGCCCGGCUGGAGGACCGGGAUGACGGCGCCGCUCUGAAUGGCCGCGAUGGAAGGAUCUAGCGGGUCCAGCUUUGGGAUAGACACGAUUUUGUCUAAUGCCAGCUCGGGCAGCCCCGGCGUGAUGAACGGAGACUUCCGCCAGCACAGCGAGGCCAGGACGGCGGAUUUUCGAGCCCAAGCCACCCCGUCCCCCUGCUCGGAGAUAGACACGGUGGGGACGGCGCCUUCCUCGCCCAUCUCGGUCACCAUGGAGCACCCCGAGCCGCAUCUGGUCCCAGAGAGCAUCCCGCAGCAUCAUCACCACCUCCACCACGGCCAGCCGCCGCCGCCGCCAAGUUUGCAGGGCUCGCCCCAGCCGCCGCCGCCGCCGCCGCCGCAGCUGGGCUCGGCCGGCUCUGCCCCCCGGACUUCCACCUCUUCCUUCUUAAUUAAAGACAUUUUGGGCGACAGCAAACCGCUGGCAGCGUGUGCGCCCUACAGCACCAGCGUCUCCUCUCCCCACCACACCCCGAAGCAAGAAGGCAACGCCGCCAGCGAGAGCUUCAGGCCAAAGCUAGAGCAGGAGGACAGCAAAGCCAAACUCGACAAGCGCGACGACCCGCAGAGCGAGCUCAAAUGCCACGGGACAAAGGAGGAAGGCGACCGCGAGAUCACGAGCAGCCGGGACAGCCCCCCGGUGCGAGCCAAGAAGCCUCGCAAGGCGCGGACGGCCUUUUCGGACCACCAGCUCAACCAGCUGGAGCGCAGCUUCGAGCGGCAGAAGUACCUGAGCGUGCAGGACCGCAUGGACCUGGCGGCCGCGCUCAACCUCACCGACACGCAGGUCAAGACCUGGUACCAGAACCGCAGGACGAAGUGGAAGCGGCAGACGGCGGUGGGCCUGGAGCUGCUGGCCGAGGCCGGGAACUACUCCGCCUUGCAGAGGAUGUUCCCCUCUCCCUAUUUCUACCACCCGAGCCUGCUGGGCAGCAUGGACAGCACGACGGCGGCCGCAGCUGCCGCGGCCAUGUACAGCAGCAUGUACCGGACUCCCCCCGCGCCGCACCCCCAGCUCCAGAGACCCCUGGUGCCCCGGGUGCUCAUCCACGGGCUGGGGCCUGGCGGGCAGCCGGCGCUCAACCCCCUGGCCAACCCGCUGCCGGGCACCCCGCACCCGCGGUGAGAGCGUGGCCGUGCCAGCCAGCGGCCCCGCAGCCUCCCCGCAACCGACCCGGCCGCACGGAGGAGGAACGGAGCGACCCAGGGGGCGAGUAGCGAGCCCCGGAGCCACCCAGGAGGCGAGUGCACCAGAGCAGGGACUCUGAGAGCCAUGACCCCAGAGCUGCUGCAGUAAGUGAAACAAACCCACCCCCGACCCGAACCUCGAGACCUUCUUGCCAGGCGGGAGACGCGGGACUUAGCGCUCGGACUGCGAGACAGCCAGCCGGGCAGGGCCGGCCACAGACUGAGGACAGAGCGGUCCCCGGCCUGCCCCUCCCCGCACGGCCCGGCCGGAGGCCAGCGGGCCCGGAGGACUGUGCGCUGCCCCCCCCGCGGCGCUCCGGGCCGGCGGCGUGGCCCGAGCUCGGAGUCGCGGGCCUCGGGCGGACUGCGCGCCGAGCCAGACACCCUAUUUAUUAUCUGUUGUCCAAAACCAAUCACUUCGGUACCUUAGUUUAAAAAAAGAAAAGAAAAGAAAAGAAAAGAAAGCAAGAAAGCAACCGCCAUGAUCUGUGCCCCCGCGCCCUGCAGUGUCUGUUCGGAUUCAGUACAAUAAAUGCUUAGAUGGCGACAUUUAGAUUUUUUAAAUUUUUGUUUUUUGUUUUUUGGUGACUGAAAGUGA